GUCGCUAGCCCAGGACUGUCUAUCAUCUGUCGUGCUUACAACUGCGUUGUGUUUCGUCCGGCACCCUUAUCGGACCUCCUCGGGAGAGCGGCCAGAGAUUACAGUCGGCAGAAUUUCUCCCGGGCGUCCCCUAUCUUUUUACAAACACCGCUGCUGAUCUAGGCUGUUUUGAAGCGGUUGUCCACUCCCCCUCCGUGUACUACACGACUGAUCGCAGUUUAGGAGCCGGUUGUGAGCGACGGGGAAAAACCUGCUCCGCUACUAAAGCUUCCUGAUCAACCGAACACACCCAGUCGUCGAAAGGAAACCAACUGGGACGGCGAUCAUGGCGAAAAUUCAGUGUGGACCUGUGGUCGACAUCCUGGGUGACGAGAUGACGAGAGUCAUCUGGGACCUGAUCAAGGAGAAGCUCAUUCUUCCUUUCUUGGAUGUUGAGCUGCACGUCUACGACCUUGGCAUUGAAAACAGGGAUCGUACGGACGACCAGGUCACCGUCGACUGCGCUCACGCCAUCCAAAGGUACAAGGUUGGCAUCAAGUGUGCGACCAUCACGCCUGAUGAGAAGCGCGUCACCGAGUUCAAGCUCAAGCAGAUGUGGCGCUCGCCCAACGGGACCAUCCGUAACAUCCUGGGCGGCACCGUCUUCCGCGAGGCCAUCAUCUGCAAAAACGUGCCGCGCCUCGUCACGGGCUGGACGAAGCCCAUUGUGAUCGGCCGUCAUGCCUACGGGGACCAGUACAGGGCCACAGACUUCGUCGUUCCGGGUCCCGGCACGCUCGAGAUCAAGUUCACGCCCAGCGCCGCGGGUGAGCCGCCGCUGGAGUUCAAGGUACACGAGUUCAAGAACACGGGAGGUGUGGCCAUGGCCAUGUUCAAUACGGACGAGUCUAUUACAGACUUUGCACACAGCUCCUUCAAGUUCGCACUGCAGCGAGAGCUCCCACUCUACCUCAGUACCAAGAACACAAUCCUCAAGAAGUAUGAUGGCCGGUUCAAGGACAUCUUUCAGGAGAUUUACGAGAAGCAGUACAAGGCCGACUUUGAGAAGCGCGGUGUGUGGUAUGAGCACAGGCUCAUCGACGACAUGGUCGCUCAGGCCAUGAAGUCUGAGGGAGGCUUCGUUUGGGCCUGCAAGAACUACGAUGGCGAUGUGCAGUCCGAUGCCGUGGCACAAGGUUAUGGGUCCCUAGGCAUGAUGACGAGCGUCCUGGUGUGCCCCGAUGGCGAGACCCUGGAGGCCGAAGCAGCCCACGGCACCGUGACUCGGCACUACAGGAUGUACCAGAAGGGCCAGGAGACCUCCACCAACCCCAUUGCAUCCAUCUUUGCCUGGACCCGGGGGCUUGCCCACCGGGCCAAGCUGGACGGCAACAACGAGCUGGCCAAGUUCUGCAGCUCGCUAGAGGCUGUCUGCAUCGAAACCAUCGAGGCCGGCUUCAUGACAAAGGAUCUGGCCAUUUGCAUCAAGGGCAUGUCCGGCGUCAAGCGCAGCGACUACCUCAACACAUUCGAGUUUCUUGACAAGCUUGCCGACAACCUGAAGAAGAAGCUUGGCAAGUGACUAGGCCGCCUGUGAAGCUGUGGGGGUGUUGGUUCUGCCAUCAGACCAUCUGCCGCAACCACACUCGAGAGCGAAUGGACUACACGAGCAGUGGACCACGACAGACAGUGCCAAAAGCGCGGUGAUCAGAAAAGACUGCCGCGUGACAUGACAGAGCCCGUAAACCAUACCUUUUGAAAUCGGCAGUGCUCACGAGUUAGCUUGCUCGAAUCUCAGUUGGUGGCUGGGAAAUUUUUCUUCCGGUGUUGUGAACGAAGGCAGCACACAUUUGUAAAAAUGUAUUUGAACUUGUGUCUGGUUUACAAUCAGAGGCAGAGAGCCAGCAUGCCAUAAUGAUAGAUAUGACUGAUCUGCACCACUGCCCUCCCACUUUUUUUCUACUCUAAAUGUGAACUGUAAAAACGGUCAUCUGCCUCCAAAGAAAACUCCACCAGUGAUUUUAGGAAAUCGGUCCCUGUGAUUAUGUAGCAGCAAGAAACUGUGAAAGUGACUGUCAGGUACAUUUAUAAAAGAUAGAAUAGACUAAUAUAUAAAUUAACAUUCUGGGUUUGGAUGCGACAAUGAAGUGGUGCCAUUGAACGUCUAUUCUAUGCGCUCCUGACGUGGUUUCGCAAGACAUUGCAUUUCCCGUUUCUUUCCGAGAACAACUUCCGGUGGCCGUCAUUCAACGGAACACCCUCUCCUUUUCUUCUGUGGUGCAUAAGACUCUAAACUUCCGUAUUACUAUGCAAGAGAAAUAUAUUUUUACAUUAA
Molecule: messenger RNA, 2314 nt
Organism: Rhipicephalus sanguineus (brown dog tick)
Lineage: Eukaryota; Metazoa; Arthropoda; Arachnida; Ixodida; Ixodidae
Product: isocitrate dehydrogenase [NADP] cytoplasmic
Exons: 10
Coding region: 326-1561 (411 amino acids)
Biological process (GO): isocitrate metabolic process
Cellular component (GO): peroxisome; mitochondrion; cytosol
Molecular function (GO): magnesium ion binding; isocitrate dehydrogenase (NADP+) activity; NAD binding
Source: RefSeq, a predicted model, not a curated record